Thunnus maccoyii (southern bluefin tuna) is the source of this 1304-nucleotide messenger RNA. It is a transcript of the gene dhdh.2, whose product is annotated as dihydrodiol dehydrogenase, tandem duplicate 2. Bases 3 to 1040 code for a protein of 345 amino acids. Gene Ontology annotation, molecular function: nucleotide binding. The record is from RefSeq and is a predicted model, not a curated record. The transcript has 7 exons. NCBI's taxonomy places the organism in Eukaryota, Metazoa, Chordata, Actinopteri, Scombriformes, Scombridae.
AUAUGAACUCGACCUGUCAGUUUGCUUUGUCCAAUAUGGCAACCAGAUGGGGAAUCUGUAGCGCGGGGAAGAUCAGUCAUGACUUCACUGUGGCCUUGAAAACUCUUCCUCCGGAAGACCAUCAGGUUGUAGCCGUGGCAGCUCGCAAGUUGGAGGAUGCACAGAAGUUUGCCAAAAAGCACAGCAUCCCCCAAGCAUAUGGCAGCUAUGAGGAGCUGGCCAGAGAUCCAAACAUCGAUGUGGUGUAUGUUGGCGUUAUCCAUCCCUACCAUCUGAGCACUUGUUUGCUGUUUAUGAACGCUAAGAAGAACGUGCUGUGUGAGAAGCCGCUGGCCAUGAACACUAAGGAGGUGAAGGAGAUCCUGGCCUGUGCCAAGAGGAAUGACGUCUUUCUCAUGGAGGCUGUCUGGACCCGAUUCUUCCCAGCCUCAGUAGAGAUCAGACGGCUGUUGGCCCAGGGGGAGGUGGGCGAGGUGAAGAUGGUGAGAUCGGAGUUUGGUGUGCCAAUAAUGCACGUACCAAGAGCAGUGGAGAAGGAGCUGGGUGGAGGAGCAAUGCUGGAUAUCGGCAUCUACUGCCUGCAGUUCAUAAGCAUGGUGUAUAACGGAGAGAAGCCAGAGUGCAUCCAGGCCACAGGGUUCUGCCUGGAGACAGGAGUGGAUGACACUAUGGUUGUCACUCUGAAGUUCUCCAAGAACAGGAUGGCGGUGUUCACUUGCUCUUUGGGUGUACAGCUGCCCAAUGAUGCUAUUAUCGCAGGCACAAAGGGAACCAUCCAGAUCCCUGCCCAUAUGUGGUGUCCCACGGCAUUAGUGGUGAAUGGGAAGGAGACUCAGUACCCAGUACCAGAACCCUACUUGCCUCUUAACUUCAUCAACAGUACAGGGAUGCGAUACGAAGCAGAGGAGGUUCGACAGUGUUUGCUCAAAGGGCUGAAGGAGAGUGCAGUUAUGUCUCAUGCUGACUCUCUUCUGCUGGCUGAGGUGGAGGAUGAGGUUCGCAGGCAGGUGGGGGUCGUGUAUAGCCAGGACUGCCAGUAAAUGUUAAACAUGCACUGAUGUCUCUUGUCGAAUAGAAUGAGGAUAUAAUGGAGAAUAAAUUGUUUUCACUGUAAUUUACAUUAUUACACUGUCAGUGAGGACUAUGUUAACCUUUUGUGAGGAUAAAGAAAGCUCAUUUUCUAUGACCUGUUUAUCUUUGUCUUAUUUGGCUGAUCAUGUUUUGUUUUAAAAGGAUAAAUUUGUUCUGAUCCAAGAUGCUUAACAUAUUUUUAAGCUGCAAUAAUAAACCUAUCCACAAUGUCA